AUGAGAACAAGUAUCACGUCCAGCUGUUACGGAAAACUUUAUGUGAUAAAAAUGCAGGAAAUAUUUCUCGUUAUAUUUUUUGGUGUGGAGUACUGUAUUCGUCUAUGGUCCGCUGGCUGCCGCUCGAAAUAUCUCGGAUUUUUUGGCCGCCUGAAGUUUGCGCGAAAGCCCAUUUCGGUCAUUGACUUGUGUGUUGUUUUGGCAAGCAUUAUCGUUAUUUGUGUUGGAAGUGAGGGACAGGUGUUUGCAGCAAGUGCUAUACGGCGUCUUCUCGGUUCCGUUGUGUUCAUUCAUCGGCAGGAACUGAUCACAACACUCUACAUUGGCUUCCUAGGUCUUAUCUUCUCCUCGUAUUUUGUUUAUUUGGCCGAAAAAGACCAGCCAACAUCGGAUGUACCUUAG
Gongylonema pulchrum is the source of this 402-nucleotide messenger RNA. The record is from the annotation of a GenBank genome assembly. NCBI's taxonomy places the organism in Eukaryota, Metazoa, Nematoda, Chromadorea, Rhabditida, Gongylonematidae.